ACCGGUGCUGCAGAGCUGUGCCCCGCCCUCCAUGCAGUUCCCUGUGGGCCCCGCCUGCAUCUUCCUGAGGAAAGGCAUCGCUGAGAAGCAGCGGGAAAGACCACUGGGACAAGAUGAGAUUGAAGAGCUCCGGGAAGCAUUUCUUGAGUUUGACAAGGACCGAGAUGGGUUCAUCUCUUGUAAGGACUUGGGGAAUCUCAUGAGGACCAUGGGUUACAUGCCCACGGAGAUGGAACUGACUGAACUGGGCCAGCAAAUCCGCAUGAACUUGGGUGGCCGUGUGGACUUUGACGACUUUGUGGAACUCAUGACCCCGAAAUUGCUUGCAGAAACGGCAGGGAUGAUCGGUGUCCAGGAGAUGCGAGACGCCUUCAAGGAGUUCGACACGAACGGGGAUGGGGAGAUCACCCUGGCAGAGUUGCAGCAGGCCAUGCAAAGGCUCCUGGGAGAGCAGCUCACCCCGAGGGAGAUCUCCGAGGUUGUCCAGGAGGCUGACGUUAAUGGAGAUGGCACCGUUGACUUUGAAGGAACUCACACCAAGGCGGCCUUUGCUAGGAAGCUUCCCUUCACCUUUAGCUGUGAAGUCUCGCAGAAGUUUCUGGUUCUUUCCAUGGGAGUUAUCACCACGGCAGAUCUUGCUGUAUUGGGCUGCGUUCGCCUCCGUUCUGGAUGGCAGCGGAGGAGUCUUCCCUAA
Propithecus coquereli (Coquerel's sifaka) is the source of this 694-nucleotide messenger RNA. It is a transcript of the gene CABP5, whose product is annotated as calcium binding protein 5. Gene Ontology annotation, molecular function: calcium ion binding. The transcript is spliced from 6 exons. The record is from RefSeq and is a predicted model, not a curated record. The coding region runs from base 32 to 694 and encodes 220 amino acids. NCBI's taxonomy places the organism in Eukaryota, Metazoa, Chordata, Mammalia, Primates, Indriidae.